This is a messenger RNA of Vitis vinifera (wine grape), 2145 nucleotides long. Its product is annotated as F-box/LRR-repeat protein At3g48880. The transcript is spliced from 4 exons. The coding region runs from base 1235 to 2068 and encodes 277 amino acids. NCBI's taxonomy places the organism in Eukaryota, Viridiplantae, Streptophyta, Magnoliopsida, Vitales, Vitaceae. The record is from RefSeq and is a predicted model, not a curated record. Gene Ontology annotation, molecular function: protein binding.
UUAUUUUACUUUUCUUCUUAAUUUCUCUUCAUUCAUCAAAUUUUGCUGCAAAUUUUUCUUUUUUUUAUUUUGGGUUUUGAAGUUUUGAAAUUUAGUUGAUAGACAAAGAAUAUUAGAGCUGUGAUGAUCAAAAUUCCUCACAUUGAGUUAGAUCUAUGAAAAUCUCUCCCCACAACUCUGUAGGGACCCCUCCCUCCAAGCCACGUGGCAUGCAUCUUACAGUGACACGUGGCACGCAUUGUCAUCCGAGUCUUCCCAUAAAACACACAUGGCACGCUUUUCCAGACUGCCUCAAGGAAGAUCAAACGACACUUAUAAACAUAUCAUCCGGACGGCUUACACAAUACAUCCGGAUGAUCAACAUAUUCCAUCCGGAUACAAUGGUCCGGAUCAUUGACUGAAGUAAGCAAGUCUCACACGUUACCACUACAGCCUGUCAUGGCCCACGUUCCGCCGCCUGCAGGGUGAGAGGACAAGAUGAAGUGACAACAAGUCACUUCCUAGGAUCAUUCCACAUGAUCACUUCCCACGAUCUCUGACAGCCGCAUCACCUGCCACGAUCCCUGUCAACCGUCCGUAGGGUGAUGAUGGCCACGCUACCACCUAAUGUCAUCAUGACAACAUAAAAUAUCUCCCCACCAUUAAUGAGAGGAACAGUACUCUUGGCACUAUAUAUAAACCUUCACACGAAGAGGAAGGUAACGACCUGGUACCUGGUAAAAGGCCAACUGAUUUAUACCUCCCUCUCUAACCAUGGCUAACAAAACCAUCGGAGAGUGCGUCCGGACAUCCUGUCCGGAUGUCUUUUGCAGGUACAUCGACUGAAUCAAGAACCUAUAUUGGUUGAGGUCGCGCGUCCAUCCAUUUGGCAACUACGUGGAGCACCAGGAGCGCGAGGUAUCAACAAACUCUUGCUGCUUCAGUUUCUCAUCAGCUUGGAUGGAGGGACGAAAAUGGGAGCACUUGAACAUGGACUGUUUGGUGAAUGUGUUUCAAAGAGUGGGAAUGGAGUCAUUGUUAUUGGAUAUUCCCUUUGUAUGCAAGUCAUGGCAUAAAGCAAGCCGCGAUCCUCAAUGCUGGGAGUAUCUUAUUUUUCCUGAGUACACAUCAAACCUUAUGAUAUUUGGGAGGAAGACAGCCCUGACAAGCCCUUUGUGGAAAGGUUAGCAAUGGAAUACGGAGCAAACUUGUCUAUCACUGCAUUCGUGAAGUUCAUAGUUAACCGCAGCUGUGGAUGCGCUACAAUCAUCAAGUUCCCAAGCCUCUGCGACAAGGAGACAUUGGAGUAUGUUGCAAACGAAUGGAGGAACGAAAAUGGGACGAGCUAAACAUGGACUGUCUGGCGAAUGUGUUUCAGAAAGUGGGAAUGUUGUCAUUGUUGUUUGAUGUUCCCUUUGUGUGCAAGUCAUGGUAUAAAGCAAGCCUCAAUCCUAUGUGCUGGCAACAUCUUGUUUUUCCUGACAUCAACCCGAGUGAUAUGGGCAGGCAGAUCCCAGUAAGGUUACUGAUACAAUCAACUUCAGUGGUAAAGUUAGUAGUCAAUCGUAGCAGUGGAUGUGCUACUACUCUUGCGCUGCCGAAACACUGCAGUGAGAAGGCACUGGAGUAUGCUGCUAAGAAGUGUCCUGCCUUGAAAAUUCUAGUUCUGCAUGAUUUUAUGCCUCAUGAGUCAUCAAUCCUUAUUCCAAAACUGAUAAGCAAGUGGAAAAAUCUUGAAGUAUUGUCACUCAGGUGGAGCUAUAAUAUGGCAGACAUCAUACCCCAAAUUGGUUUUCAUUGCAAGAAGUUUGUUCAGCUAAAUGCUCCAAACUCCAUCAUUGGGAAAGAUGAAUCGUCGGCCAUGGUGACCUUUGUGCCAAACAUUAGACACUUGUUUCUAAAGGGAUCAGGCAUUAAGCAGGAGAAUCUAGUGAUAAUAUUGCAGGGCUGCAAAGAGCUUGUGAGUUUAGACGUCAGUGACUGCAUUGGUUUUAAGGAUGAUGAUGCUGAGAUAUUGCAACUUGCUUCACAUAUUCCUGCAUUCGUUUGUGAAGGUUCAAGGAUUUUAAUUCCUCAGUUGACAGACUAAGCAAUAUUGAUCUAUUUUCUUUUUCUCAAAUUUUUCAAUAUUCAAACAUAGGAUUAAUAAAUAUUUUUUAUCCCUCA